Molecule: messenger RNA, 1023 nt
Organism: Monosiga brevicollis MX1
Lineage: Eukaryota; Choanoflagellata; Craspedida; Salpingoecidae
Exons: 9
Coding region: 1-1023 (340 amino acids)
Biological process (GO): tRNA modification
Source: RefSeq, a predicted model, not a curated record
AUGGCGGCUUCGGGUGCGGUGUCGGGCGUGGUGGCGGUGGAGGAUGGGGCUGUUGGAAAGGUGGUUGAGCAGCUUGUGAAGAAGCGGGAGUUGUUGCGGCCCGAGGCACCCUCGGGUAUGCCUUUGCGCUUUGACAGCGCCGAGCAGGAGGCCAAUUUUCAUGCACUGAUGGCAGCCUUGAGCGCGUGCGCCAUGGGCUACGAUGCGCUCCUGCAAGCCCACACUGGUCGAGGUCUCCGUGAACUUGUCCUCUUUGGUGUCAUGGGUCUCUACAUAUCGGGACAGCAGCUCACGACCUCGGCCCUAGCGGAGCUUACCCUGGAAAACGUCAGCGAGCUUUUUCAGUUACCACUCCGCGACGAGGCCGGCGCCACCACUGUCAUGCCGGCUGUUCAGUCUGUGCCCCCUCAUCCCUUGGCCCCGCUAGCACAGCGGCUUUUGGAGGUGCUUCAUGAACUGGCCGACGGGUGCCACCGGACUACGGCAAGUGAACGCGUGCAAGCACUCAAAACGACAUUUCCAGCCACCUUUGCAGACUCGUUGGAACUGGACCGUGAGCCGCUGCAACACGUGGAUGCGUUACCUUCAGGGAUAUUGAAUGAUGAUGCCGAUGCCGUGGCGCUGGACGCCGGAGCUCACCUUCUGAUUGAUCUUCUUUGGCGUCGCUUUCAUGAGCACAAGGAUAAGGCCUUGCAAAAGGCCUUUGCUCUGGACACGCGCCAUCAGCUCUUCUGCACAGUGGAUGACGACUUGGUCUUUCAUUUGAUCCGCCUUGGAGUGCUUUCCGUGCCCAGCAAGAGCGCAGACUUGGAUCCGCGGGCCCUGCGCCACGGAGCGCUGGCGGCCCUUUUGAAGUUACACCAGGCACUAGCGGAUCAAGAGGUCAAGUGUUGCUGGCGCGACAUGGAUCAGGCUUUGCGAGCCGUGCAGUUGCCCCACUGCAACCACAGCCACAGCCACGGCGACGAGGCCGACGGCCAUGGUCACGGCCACAGCCACGGUCAUGGUCACAGCCACUCUUGA